UUUGCGAAUUAUCCGGGAUUUUAUGACGCAAAUGGGGGAAAUCCUUCGGGAAGCCCAGAUGCUGAUGCUGCCUGCGAUGAAAGAAAGAAUCUGCGCUGCACGAAAACACACAAGAUCUCAACAUGGAACGUCCGUGGAAUGAGUCAAGGGAAACUGAACAUCAUCAAGCGAGAAAUGAUCAGACUCAACAUAAAUUUGCUUGGAAUUAGUGAAUUACACUGGAAAGAUAAUGGCCACUUCAAAUUGGAUGAUGUUUCAGUGUAUUAUUCUGGGCAUCAAGAACUUAGAAGAAACGGAGUGGCUCUCAUAGCACACAAGAACAUAGCCCAUGCAGUCAAGAGCUACACCACCAUCAGCGACUGCAUAAUGGCCAUCCGAAUCUGUGGAAACCCGCUAAAUGUCAUGGUUUUACAAGUCUAUGUUCCAACAACAGAUGCUCCAGAAGAUGAAAGCGAACGAUUUUAUGCCAAAAUCGAGGAAGCACUGGAACAAGUGCCCAAAAAGGAUAUCAUUUAUAUCAUGGGCGAUUUCAACGCGAAGGUCGGCAGUCAGGAAGAGGCGAACAUCAUAGGCCGGUGUGGAUUGGGCGAAAGGAAGGAAGCUGGUGAUGGUUUGGUCCAAUUCUGUCAUGAAAACCAUCUCAGGGUCUCAAAUACAUGGUUCAUGCAACCGAAAUGCCGUCUGUACACCUGGACAGCCCCCAAUGGACAGCGUUGCAAUCAGAUAGAUUACAUUCUUUGCAGUCAAUGCUGGAAAAGUUCAGCUAGCCAUAAAACUUUCCCUGGUGCUGACUGUGGUUCUGACCAUGAACUGCUUGUUGCCACCAUCAAGGUGAAAUUCUGCAACAUCAAAAAGAAUGCUCCAUCAAAGCGUUUUGAUGUCUCCAAGGUACCUGUUUCAUAUGCAGUCACAGUGAGGAACAGAUUCGAACUGCUUGGCAAUGAAGACAAACAGCUGGACGAAUUGUGGCAGGAAUUCCAAUCCACAAUUAUCAAAACAACUCAGGAACACAUACCAUACAAGAAACUAGAGAAAAGGAGCAAGUAGCUUUCAGCAGAAACCAUCAAAA
This is a messenger RNA of Lepisosteus oculatus (spotted gar), 1069 nucleotides long. The record is from RefSeq and is a predicted model, not a curated record. Lineage: Eukaryota; Metazoa; Chordata; Actinopteri; Semionotiformes; Lepisosteidae.